GAAAGAGAGAGCAAUGCCUAUGUCUAUUCAAGGCCUUCUAACCUCCUCCACUUUUAUCUCUCCUCCCGUUGCACCAUUUCGUUUUUGAUUUUUUGUUCUUGAAUUGGUUUCUGUUCCAAUUUUCAGUUUUACCCGUCACUCCUCCAUAGGUGGUUAAUUCGGCGUCAACGCAAAACUGAGACUGCUGUUUCUCAGGCCAUCAUCACCGGGAUCAAGGCCGGAGAUUGGCAGUCUCUCUAAACUUCUCUCUCUCUCUGGGGGAGAGUGUUGGUAAUUGCCUAAUUGGCAUUCAUUUUGCAUAAAUCCGAUGGUUUUGGACCACCGGAGCUAGAGAAUCAAGACAUUUAAGUUAUGGAAUCUGCGAAUGAGAAAAUAACGUCAAGCCCAUCUUCCUCCCCAUUACCAUCAUCUUCAGACCAUUUGCAAGCAGCCCCUGAAAGCAAAGGCAUAGGGAAUUCGGACCCGAGAUUAAAUCAGACAGAUACAGGUGCUGGUGAGAUUGCAUCUGCAGGCAAAGGCUUAAGCCCCAAGACCCCUGCAAGUACUUCUGGCCCUCUGGAAGUUGAUGUGGGCAAUGUUGUAGCUACUUCGGAAAAUGGUCUUGCAACGACUCCGUCCCCUGCUGGCUCUCUUCUAAGUACAAGCUACAUCGAUGAGGAUUUUCAAGGCGGCUCGACACCUAAGACUGAGCAGCUUAAUGGUGAGUUGAGCCAGGGCAAUGAUUCAGCAACACAAUCGCCUCCUAAGCAGGUGAUGGAGCGGCCUAGUGAGCCGAGUACUCCGUACAGGAUCCCGGAUUAUGUCUUUGCGAGGAAACCAUCCACAGCCCCGAUGGAAUGGAGUGCUGCUUCCAAUGAAUCCCUAUUCAGCAUUCAGAUGGGUAACAUGAGUUUCACCAGAGAACAGUUUGCCUUUUUAGGUAAAUCUGGUGAGUUGGGUUUAUCUGGAGAACAGAACAUGUUGUCCGGUCCAUAUAUAGACUUCUCGAGUAACCAGCCUCCGGAUAAGCAAGUUGAAUUUUCCCAAAACGGCGGCAAUUUGGAUGAGGGCCCAAAUCCGAGAGUAACUGAAGCAAAAGCCGUAGAGACCAUGAGAGAGGUUAUAAGGGAAAUUGCCGAAAAUGACAACAAAGCAAGUCCAUCAUCUUCGGCGGAUAAUCACAGCAAAGGAAGCCCGUCGCCCAGCGUCCGAAAUCCUAUAGUCAGCCCAUCCCUCACUGAACACAAGUUUCAUAACAUAUCUAGCCUUUCUCAUGCUUCUGAUGGAAGUACUAAAUCAUUUGCAUUUCCAGUAUUGGCAGGCGAGGAGAGAAGUGGUUCACUGAGGGUAGAUGGAGUAGGGAAGCAAAAGCAACAUUCACCACGAAGAGGCUCACGGCCACAAACACCUAAAGAAAGCAGAAAGCCGAUUGCUGCAUCUCAGAGCCCGAAAUCAGCCCUGACCCCGAUUAAGCACAAAUGGCUACCUUGCUCUUGUUGCCCAUUUUGUAACUGAUCGAGACUCAUUGUCGAGGGUAGUGGUACUAUUUCAUCUGCCAAAACUUUUGUUAACAUCGGAACAAAGGAAACAAAAAUACCCUGAACAAAAUUCUAGCCUUGUAGUUUCUUUCUUUCUUUUUGAUCUUAUGGAUAUUAAGACAUGUUAUUUGAGGUUAAUAUGUUUUUAGUAACAUUAGGUAACAAGAAAGCACAGGACACAUUUAGGAAUGUAAAUAUUUAAUCCAUGAAAAUUCAAGACAUCCCUUUAUGUUACU
Rosa chinensis is the source of this 1753-nucleotide messenger RNA. RefSeq lists its product as uncharacterized. The transcript has 3 exons. The coding region runs from base 352 to 1494 and encodes 380 amino acids. Lineage: Eukaryota; Viridiplantae; Streptophyta; Magnoliopsida; Rosales; Rosaceae. The record is from RefSeq and is a predicted model, not a curated record.